Messenger RNA from Callorhinchus milii (elephant shark), 1609 nucleotides. RefSeq names its product amyloid beta (A4) precursor protein-binding, family B, member 3 (gene apbb3). Gene Ontology annotation, biological process: regulation of DNA-templated transcription. The coding region runs from base 14 to 1609 and encodes 531 amino acids. Gene Ontology annotation, molecular function: amyloid-beta binding; transcription factor binding. The record is from RefSeq and is a predicted model, not a curated record. Gene Ontology annotation, cellular component: nucleus; cytoplasm. NCBI's taxonomy places the organism in Eukaryota, Metazoa, Chordata, Chondrichthyes, Chimaeriformes, Callorhinchidae. The transcript has 12 exons.
GGAUGUUGAAGGGAUGCUGAGGGCAGCUGUUGCCGGGUACCAGCUGAUGUGCAGUGAGGAGGCCAUUGCAGAGAGUGACUUUGAGAGCGAGCGUUGCGCGGGAGGGCUGUGUGCAGGUCGGAGCUCUCAGGACAGCCUGCGGAGAAAGAGAGAGAGAGAGAGAGAGAGCAAGAGAGAAGAGAGAGAAAGAGAGAAGUCCCACAUCCUAUGGCAACAACACGGAGCUGCUCUGGGACAGGCCAUGCUGGGGAAAGACUACAUGUUGGCGAUUAUUAUUGUCAACUAUGAUGACAACCUGUGGAAUGACCAGGCCUUAGAGACGGACCCUCACCUCCCCCCCGGCUGGCGGACCAUCAGGGACACAAGUGGGACGUACUACUGGCACGUGCCAACUGGCACCACCCAAUGGCAGCACCCAGGGAGCUCCUCAGAGGACCCCCAGGACUCAGAUAAAAUGGUGUGCGCAAUGUCUCCAUCCCUGGACCCCAAGGCUGGAGGCCCCGUGGGCAGCCAUGUCUGUAGAGAAGGGAAACACAGGAGCUCAAUGCCAUCCUCUACAUCAAUAGACCUCAGAGAGCCAUUGCCCUGGCAGCACGGCAGCCCGCACAGCAGCAACCACCCCGACUCCAAGUGCUUCGCGGUGCGCUCUCUGGGUUGGGUGGAGAUACCGGAGGAGGACCUGACCCCCGGGAAGAGCAGCAUUGCGGUGAACAACUGCAUACAACAGCUUUCGUACAGCAAAUACCCCAACAGGGACCCCGGGGCCGCCUGGGGAGAGGGACAGGACAUGGUGAUGGUCCUGAGGAAGGACACCCUGAGUCUCCUCAACCCCGUGGAUCACAGCCUUCUGCACUCACAGCCCAUCAUCAACAUCCGAGUGUGGGGUGUGGGCUGUAACAACGGCAGAGACAGAGACUUUGCCUACGUAGCGAGCGAUAAGGACACGUGCAUGCUCAAAUGUCACGUCUUCCACUGCGACACCCCUGCAAAGGCCAUUGCCACCGCCCUGCACCAGAUGUGCUCCAAGAUUAUGGCGGAGCGAGCAGUGAUGAACCUGUCGCCCAGAAGCUCCGAGACCCAGGAUGACAUUUCCCCUGAGGACUUACAAGUUGAUGUUUUGGAGGCUAUCAGACAGUCGGUGCAGACAUUCCACACGUUGUACGUGGGACAUAUCCCAGUCUCCAAACCAAGGGGAAUGGAGCUGGUAAAUGACGUGAUAAGCAGUCUACUGGACUCAGUGGAGAGACAAGAAUGGGAGCCUGUUGUGAUGAACGUGACAGACACUACACUGACUGUGUGUAAGGGGAAGGGGCAGGAGAGGGGGGUGCAGCCCUGGUGGGAGUGCCGUGUCCGGUACCUGACCUUCCUGGGGGUGGGGAAGGACCCGCAUGCCUUGGCCCUGAUCGAGGACACCGGGCACCAGCGUUUCCAAUGCCACGUCUUCUGGUGUGAACCGGAUGCUGGCUACAUGUCUGAGGCCGUGCAGGCAGCCUGCAUGGUGAGUGUCCGCAGAUUGGGGGCCAUGGGAGGAGGGGUGUGGGGUUUGAUUGGGGAAGGGGUAGGGGCCGAGGUGGACAGUGGGAGUGGGGGAAGAGCGUUCAACGUGUGA